Messenger RNA from Colias croceus (clouded yellow), 1893 nucleotides. RefSeq lists its product as uncharacterized. Lineage: Eukaryota; Metazoa; Arthropoda; Insecta; Lepidoptera; Pieridae. The record is from RefSeq and is a predicted model, not a curated record. The transcript has 7 exons. The coding region runs from base 633 to 1295 and encodes 220 amino acids.
UGGUGAUCACUUCCCUGUAGGUGAGAACUCACGCACACAGAGACAAUUUAUGAUAGUUGAUCUAGUUUAAGUGUGGCCGCUAUUUGUAAAAAUGAGUGCAUGGCACAGGUGCAUGGUAGAUUUAAAAAAUAUUGUGACUGUUAAAAUUUUCUCUAAUAUGACUAAAAUUUACAAUAAAAAAAAACACACACACAUUUAUUUGUAUAAAAACAAUAAUUUACGUUUUUUUCUUUUGUACAAUAAAAUAUUUAGUAGACAUUUAAGAUUAUUAUCAGAAUUUCCUAGUUCUUACUGGCAACAUCGUUAUUUUAUCCGAUGUGACAUUUGUUUUGAAUAAAAACAGUUGUGAGAAUGGUGAGAAAGUUUUACCGGGUUUAUGUUUUGCUCGAUUUCUCUCAAUUUCUUCAUCUUGCAAUCCUCAAGCAGCAGCAAUACGUCGAGUCGAGCAUUUGCGUCUCCUCCGUAUUUCUUCUUUGGGUGAUUCAAGGCUCAUGUAUCACCAUACGGUAUUGGUAUUGUGUUGUGAACUUGUGAGUGACUAGUUUUGUGCCAGUUUUACUGAGACAAUUAGUGAGAAAUAGACUCCUAUAGUUUUUAAGUACCUAAUCUGUGUGUUAUUUACUUCGUUCACCAUGUCUCAUGUGUACCGGAGAUGCUCCAAGUGUGGUGCUAAUCAGGUAUCAAACCCUGAGUUGAGGAUGCACAGGUUCCCGACUCUUGGAAAAAAUAAAGAAAAUGUUUACCAAUUGAUGUCAUGGGCAAUGUUUUGUUACCCAGACAAAGACUGGUUUGACUUGCAAGCUCUAGCCGAUUUGCAAAAAUCUUGUAAGGUUAUUUGCAGUAAGCAUUUUGCAGAUUCUGCUUACACAACACCAGCAAAAAUACGCCUUCAUAAAUCUGCCACUCCAUCCAUAGAUGAAGAAAAUCUUCAUUCACCAAGAGCUGGACCGUCUCAUAGUAAUAUCUGUAAUUUUCUAAGGACUCAGUCCCAUACGGUUAUGUCAGUCACUGAGGAACCAACUGCUGAGAUUAAAACUGAGUCAGUAACUUCAGGGUCUUUUGCGGCCCGAUCCCAAACAGUUACUGAGGAAUUAAGUGCAGAUAUAAAAACUGAAUCAGUACCUUCAGUAUCUUCUUUGCCCCAAUCCCAAAUGGUUGCCGAAGAACCAGCUAAAGAGAUCAAAUCAGAACCCUCAGUAUCAUUUUUGAAAAAAGAAUCUUUGCAGAACAAGGGGAAGCUGUCAGCUUCUGAGAAUAAAGUUUACAACAAAUGUAAACUUAAUGAAGCAAGUUAACAAGCUCAAAACUGCUUUAAAACAGAAGAAAGGGAGUGAUGUUCUGCAAGUUCUGCAUGAUAAUGAAAAUGUCCAAAGACUGUUUGGACACAAAAUCAGCCCAUCAAUGGCGUUAAUGCUCCAGGGCGAUCUUCAAAAUGGGCAAAGAAAGCACCAAGCAAGACGGUGGAACCAAAAGCAAAAGUUUUUGGCUUUGGAGCUCUAUAAAAAAUCUCCUCGGACAUAUAAACUUAUAAGCAGACUAUUUUGCUUGCCAAGUCCAUCAACAUUAAGAAGGCUUUUGGGGAAUUUUGCAUUAAAAGCAGGAAUCAAUAAAAUGUUAUUUGAAAAUAUUAAAAAGUUUUCAAAGAAAAACCCAGAAAGUAAUGUGUGUUUUUUAACAUUUGAUGAAAUGUCUAUCAUGAAAAAUAUAUCUUACAAUUCAAAAUCGGAUGAAAUUAAUGGGUAUCAGGACCACGGACUUCAAGGGAAAUCUAAAGUUUUUGCUUCCCAUGCUUUGGUGUUUAUGCUGGUAUGGAUAAGACGAAGAUGGAAGCAACCUGUUGCAUUUUAUUUGUCUGGUGAUAAUGUCACUGCAGACAGAUUAACUGUCCUUAUU